This is a messenger RNA of Peromyscus californicus insignis, 15020 nucleotides long. RefSeq names its product tet methylcytosine dioxygenase 1 (gene Tet1). Gene Ontology annotation, molecular function: DNA 5-methylcytosine dioxygenase activity; DNA binding; zinc ion binding. The transcript is spliced from 12 exons. NCBI's taxonomy places the organism in Eukaryota, Metazoa, Chordata, Mammalia, Rodentia, Cricetidae. The record is from RefSeq and is a predicted model, not a curated record. Gene Ontology annotation, cellular component: nucleus. The coding region runs from base 2195 to 6520 and encodes 1441 amino acids. Gene Ontology annotation, biological process: positive regulation of transcription by RNA polymerase II; oxidative demethylation.
UCGGACAAUGGUUCUCUUGAAUGCCUUCUAUUGAUUUCUGAUUUAUCCUAUUAAAACUCACUGUUAUCUAAGCUCUGAAGUGAACUGUCAGAUCUUCAAGGUGUAGGCACCGGAACAGAUUGCUAUGGGAAUAGACACCCUAACUCUGAGCCUCUGUGUACCCCCAUCCUACAUCCUACUGGUUUGAUACUGGAAGUCCAUAUAGCUCAGGGCACUUUCAUGAACUACCUAUUUGACUCGGACAAGCUUUGCCUUUAUUAUCUAAUUUUUCAGAACACUGCAUGCUUCCACUUUCUCUUAAGUCACCAAGUGCAGCGUUGUGUGGGUUCACAAGUACCACAUCUAGCAUGGGGCAUCACAGUUAAUACAUUCGUUUGAAAUAUAUAAUCAUAAUCAUGUGUCGUGAUGACUAUAUUAAAUACUGAGCACUCAAUGGGAAGGAUACUGCUUUCUACAAGUCAUUCAUACGUGCAAAGGGUACCGUCCCUGGGAGAGUCAUUCAUAUGUGCAAAGGGUAACAUCCCUGGGAGAAAGGCAUGGCACUCCAGUAAGGGAGGGGCUGUCCUGAGUGACUGGUUGAUGGGAUUGCGCAGUGGUGUGGCGGAUGGCAGAAUGCUCUGGCAGUUCCUUGAAAAAACAUAGGCCCCUUGAGGGUCAAAGAAAGGCUGUCGAGCCUGCCCUAAAUUUCAUCUCUGGGACCACUAAUAGUGCAAGGAGGCAAUGGACUCCAAUACUAAUCCUUUGAACUCCAUGCUAUGGAGUGUGUACCCACCCAAACACAUGCGUGCAAAUAGAUGCUUGGUAAUGUGAAGGAAAAGGGAAUUGUGGUGUCCUUCAAGGUUCAACUAAAUGAGGAGUAAGUGCUGUCUACCAGCUCUCCAACCUGGCUGUAUGUGACCGUGUAUUUUCACCUGCUUCAUGGCUGCUUUGACUUCUCACAGAGCCCCCACCCCCCAAACAAGGUCUCACGAAGUAGCUCUUGCUGUCCUGGAACUCACUAUGGAGAUGAGGCUGGCCUUGAAGUCACAGACAUCUGCCUGGGAUUGAUGAUAGGUGUGUGCCACUACAUCCCGUUCCUCAGAGGUUCUUAGUGUGAGCUUGCUGUGUGGUUGCACUGGAGUUAUGGUUAGGUCAGAAUCCCUUUGUUUAUGGUUUAAUAAAAAACUGAACAGCCUACACGUACUGGGUUGAGUGGAGUUGAGUGCACCUUUCUUCCUGCUUCUUUGUUUUCCCUUUUUUUUUCCCUUUUUUGAGAUAGGCUCGUGCUAUAUACAGCUAUGGCUGACCUGGUAUUUGCUAUGUGUCCCAGCCUGACCUUGAACUCUUGGUAGUGCUCCUGCCUCAGUUUCCCCUGGAUGCUUCGAUUGUAGGCGUGGACAUGUUUUUGUUGUUGUUGCAUGGUUGUUUAUCUGAAGACAGGGUCUCACUCUAGCUGCAGCUCCUGUCUCAGCCUCCAGAGUGGUAGAGUUAGUCGAAAGUGUUGUCACCAUGUCUAACUUCAAUAGGUUUUCUUUUUCUCCCCGUCUGUGAAUUAGUUAAAAAAAAAAAAAAUCUGUGGAUGGCAGGGCAGUUUGGGGGGAAAUGAUGUAAAGUGGGGAAUCUGGCAACAGGGGAGUAUGGAUAGCCCAUUAGUAGAGCGUUUGUUUAGCAUGCCUGAGUCCCUAGGUUCAAGCCACAGGAGUAAUAAAUAGAUAACUAAAUAAAUGGGAAAACAAGGAAAGCCCGCUUUCGUGGCAGCCUCGGAGCCUCCGAGGGGAGGGUGAUGAAACGCAGGCCUUCCGGCCCUCACUCAGUUCCGAGUUUCUGCUUGUGGGAAUCUGUUCCGAAUCCAAGUGCAAGUGGAAAACCCAUUUUUGGCCCCGGGGCCAGGCAAGCCAUCCUAUCCUGCCAAUCCUGCAAAUGUACUGCAGAAACUUGGGCCCCAGGAGGCAGGAGCUUGGGCUUGCUUCCCAAGAUCUGUGCAGCUGUCAAGGUGGCUGGGAUGUGACUGAGAUCUGUCCCCUGUACGGCUUUUUUGGCAGUGACCUUGGGAUCAGCCCAGCUUGCCACAGCCACUCUGGUCCCCUGCCACUAGAGUCUGUUAAAAGAAGCGCAAGGGAGCUAACAGAAGGGAGACUGCUCUCGGGUCCUGCCUUUCCUGGUGUCUGGCAGGUGUCGCGUGGUGCCAGCUCCCAAUGGCUACCACCCACCGAGCAUGGGUGCAGUCCAGGUUACAAAAGAAAACAAGAGGCCCCAGAGGGAAAAGAAGUCCAAAGUUUCCAAGGCUGCCUUUAACAUCAAACCAGUAAAUGGCCCCCAAUCAGAGUCCAUGGAAUACAGUCAAUGUGGUCAUGGGGAAGGAGAGCAGAGAUUGGAUUUGAUCACACAUCCCCUUGAAAAUGUAGGGAAAAAUGCAGAAAACAUGACAGGAGUCGAGGUGGAGAAAUGGACGCCAAGCCAGAAAUCACAUCUGGCAGGUCAAGUCAAGGGAGGCCUCGAUGCAAAUUUCACUGAGGUUGAAAAUUCCCCACCCCCCGAAGAUGUCAAGCAGCAAACCCAACCGUCCCCAAUGUUUGCUCCGACCGUAAGAAACGGCAUGAAAAAUGUGCACUGUUUACCUACCGACAACAACCUGCCGGUCAAUAAAUUGGAUCUUGAAGAAAUUAGCAAGGUUUUGGGAAAUGAUUCCUCUAAAUUGCUGACUGACCCCUCAAACUGCAACGAUGCCAUGAACGCCACCAUCACUUCUGCUGGGAAUUGUGAUCAUCUCAAGGGGACAAGUAACAUCUUGCUCUUCCAGAAGCCCGGCUUGACGUGCAGAUCUGGUGCAGACUCCACCAUCUUUAAUAACCACCCUAAUACACACAGUGCUGGUAGUCAACUCCAAACCCCCGAGAAGGUACCUAGUAAAGAACCAAAAGAUGACUCUCCGGUUCAGCCAAGUCUUCUGUCUCUCAUGAAAGACAGGAGGUUAACACUGGAACAAGUCGUGGCCAUAGAAGCCCUUACUCAGCUCUCAGAAGCUCCAUCCGAGAAUUCCUCGCCAUCGAAGUCAGAGAAGGAUGAAGAAACAGAUCAGAGAACGGCUAGUCUGCUUCACAGUUGCAAGGCUAUCCUCCAUUCUGUGAGAAAAGACCUCCAAGACCCAAACUUACAGGGGAAGUGUCCUCAGCACCAGGACACUGUCAUCUUCAAUGGCCAGAACUCAGCGUUCAAGUUGCCUGGUAGUUCAGCUACGAUCCAAGCACUUGUAAAGGCACAUGAACAGUCGGAUUCACUUACAGCUGAUAGGAAAUGUGUUGCUGGAGGCAAGCUUACCCUUGAUAGUUCUAAGAAUUCAUACCCACUGCCAGUAGAAAGUCAUGAUCCAGAAGACUGCACUCAGGCACUGAACAGCGAUCAACAGUUGAAGUCCCAGCAUGACCCACCAUGCCAGGAUGCACCGUACAGUCAAAUCGAAGAAGAUGUCGCAGCACAAUUAACCCAGCUUGCAUCCGCAAUUAAUUGCAAUCGCCCAAGCCCAGUAGUGGAGAAAGCUGGAAGUAUGCCAGGGAGCCUUGCUGCAAAGAAUGUCCAUCAAAAACAUAGCCAGGAGAAAGGCAUGGUACAAAAGAAACCACCUUCAAGUAUACAAAACAAACCUAGCGUCCCACCAGCAAAGCCAAAGAAGAAGACCCGGAAAAAAGCAAAACCGACCCCCAAAGCAGACAAGCGGAAAAAGGAGCCCCCAGUCCCUAGCUCUCAAGAAAAUGACCAGAAGAAGCAGGAGCAACUUGCAACUCAGUAUAGUAAGAUGUGUGACAUUUGGAUGUCAUCUAAAUUUCAAAGAUUCGGCCAUUCUGGACCACAUGAUGUUCCUCUCCUGUUGGGAGCUUUUCCUACCAUUGAUCAAAUAUCAACACCGACGGCUCCUUACAGCAUAUCCUUACAACACAAUGCUUUAUUUCCUCCUCUCAGUCAGAUAACAUUCACAAGACACUCUGAAUUGGCAAAGGAGAAAGUGAAAGUCGAGCCACCAGAUUCUCUACCAAAUUGCCAAUUCAAGACAGAAUCCAGCGGGCAGGCAAUUGCAGAGCCGGCAGAUCAUUCUCAGGUCCAGCCCAUGGUGAAUGUCCAUGAGAACAAUGCCCACCCUCUGCCCCAGCCCUCCUCUCCGUCUAUCCAGUGUGCUAACAUGACGCCUGGUGCUACUGAGACACAAUCUCAUCUAGGCACUCAAGAGAACCUGGUGCACCAGAUACCACCAACGUUGCCUGGUACUACUCCUUUGCUAAACCCAACAACCAGCUCCGCGAGAGGGACUUUGUUGAUUUUAAAUCAAAUUUCAGAUGGGACCGUGAAGCAUGAAGCAGAGGCAUCAAGUGACGGACCACUGGGUGACUCCGCCACCCCCAGGGUACAGGCAGAAUUGAAUAAGAGCAUCAAGACCUUGCUUAGCGAGCCUGUCAAGGUGCUGCUCGCCGGAGUGAGUGACUCAGAAGAGCCAACCUGUCACUGUAAUGAUGGAGGUACACAAAAAGACAAAGGCCCAUAUUACACACACCUGGGGGCAGGACCAAGUGUUGCUGCUAUCAGGGAACUCAUGGAGACUAGGUUUGGCCAAAAGGGAAAGGCCGUCCGGCUUGAGAAGAUAGAGUAUACGGGGAAAGAAGGGAAGAGCUCCCAGGGCUGCCCCAUCGCCAAGUCUGUGCUUAGGAGAAGCGGUCCUGAUGAGAAGGUUCUCUGCUUGGUCCGGGUGCGUGUAGGCCACACCUGUCAGACAGCUGUGAUGAUCGUGGUUAUCAUGCUGUGGGAAAUCAUCUCUCGCCCGAUGGCUGACUAUCUGUACAAAGAGCUCACGGAGAACCUACGGUCCUACAGCGGGCAUCCUACUGACCGAAGAUGUACCCUCAACGAAAAUCGCACCUGCACCUGUCAAGGCCUCAAUCCGAGGACGUGUGGAGCAUCUUUCUCCUUUGGCUGUUCGUGGAGCAUGUAUUUCAACGGCUGUAAGUUUGGCAGAAGCCGAAACCCCAGAAAAUUCAGACUUGCUCCAAACCAUCCAUUAAACAGCUACUAUAAGAGAAUCACUGGAGUGCGUUUUGUCAAGAGGAGACGCGUGAAGCCCGUGAGACCUAGACGGAUGGUUCCAGAACACAAGGCCCUGGAAAAAAGGCUUGAAGACAUGUUACAGGGCUUGGCGACCAAUUUAGCUCCAAUUUAUAAGCAGAUGGCUCCGGUUGCUUAUCAAAAUCAGGUGGAAUAUGAAGAUGUUGCUGGAGACUGUCGACUGGGUUAUAAGAAAGGCCGCCCUUUCUCUGGUGUGACCUGUUGCAUGGAUUUCUGUGCCCAUUCUCACCGGGACAUUCACAACAUGAAUAAUGGAAGCACUGUGGUUCUUACGUUGCUUCGAGAAGAUGGCCGAGACACGAAUAAUCCCAAGGAUGAGCAACUCCACGUCCUUCCACUACACCGGCUGGCAGACACUGAUGAAUUUGGCUCCCGGGAGGGGAUGGAGGAGAAGAUCCGCUCUGGGGCCGUCGAAAUCAUUAAGCCAACCAGGAAGAGGCAACGACGUUUCAACGAGCCUAUUCCUCGGUGUGGGAAGAGGCGGACCACAAUGAAGGAGCCGGACAAGAAACCAGCUGCAGCUGGAGUCAAAAGACAGAGGAGCUCCUCCAGUUCAGACAACACUAAAAACUGCUCAUCAGCCUCAUCUACGCCUCACCCGGUGAAGGAAGAAGACUCUCCAGACUUCUGUCCCACCCAGGCUCCCUCCGUGAAAACAGCUACCUGUACGUACAAUAAACCAGCCUCAGGCGGGUCCCCAGAAGCAAGUAGCGUUCCCCACUGCACAACGCCUUCUGGAACACACAGUGGUGCUAAUGCAGCUGCUGGCGAAUGCCCUGGCAUUGUCCAGCCUGGGGAGGUGGCGCCUCUUCCUCCCCCGUCUUUCCCCAGAGCAGACGCCUCUGGUCUUGCUGAUCCGCUCACUAGUCCGUCUGAGCAGCUAACUUCUAAUCAGUCCCUCGGCUGUCCUCAGGAACCGGCUUCCGGUCAGGCGGAAGACGCGCCGCGCUCUGGCGCCGACGAGCCUCUCUCCGAUGACCUGUCCUCCGACGAGGAUAGUAACAAUGCUCAGAUUGAUGAGUUCUGGUCGGACAGUGAGGAGGUCUACUUUGAUCCUAGCUAUGGUGGAGUGGCAAUAGCCCCCAUUCAUGGCUCGGUGCUGAUUGAAUGUGCCCGGAGAGAGCUUCACGCUACCACCUCUCUGAGUCAUCCCCAACGAGAUUGUCCUUUACGUGUGGCCCUUGUAUUCUACCAGCACAAAAACCUGAAUAGGCCUAGGCAUGGUUUUGACCUCAACAGGAUUAAGUAUGAAUCCAGAGACUUAAAAAGAAAAAAGUCCUUCGACCGGGAGGGUCCUGAUUUAUUCCGCGAAGCCAAUUUACUGUGCAAAAUUCCCUCCCGUGUUGCGCCAACCUUAACCCGCGACAACAUUGUCACUGUGUCCUCUUACGCUCUCACUCACGUUGCAGGACCCUACAAGGACUGGGCCUGAAGGCUUUCCUCCCAUAAUGCCUUUGCUGGUGCCGUGUAGUCUCUACGGUGCUGUUCAAAAGAAAGUCUCAUUGUUGUUUACUGUAUAAUUUCACCCAUUUCAGCUCGGAGGUAAAAUUUAAAAAGGGGGGGAGUGCUUAACUGUGACUAUAUUUUGAGAAUUGGUGGAAGGUAUACAUUUUCAGCAAAAAUGCAAGUUUUAUAGUUUAAAGACGUAAGGAAAUAUCUUGGUUAGGUGUUGACCAUGAUAGAAUCAUAGUUCGGUGCUUCAAAUUAAGCUUGUUUACUAUGAAGAGGAUUUUAACAGGUUCCUGCAAUAAGAUGUAAAAACCAAGAUACACAGUGUUCACUCUAUUCAGUUCCUGGUGCUUAACCACAUCAAUACGUGUAGUAAUGAGCUGAAUGAUUCAUGGUGCCGUCCCUCCAGCAGCUUCCGGUCAUUGCUAUCAUGUCUGCACAUUUCUUUGAAAUAAACCAAUGAAAUGCUUUUUCUCUUAAAAUAUCUCUCCUGUAUAAAAUAAUUCUUUAUUCUAGUGAUGGUUGGAGGCUGUUCGUUAACUGUAAAUAUAUCUAUUUUGAAAAGCACUUUCUAUUUUUAAAAGUAACUUGAAAUAGUAUAGUAGCAGAAUCCUAUGUCUAUUAUGUGUGCAUAUUUGCAUACCAGAGAAGUCAUUUAUUUGUGUAGAGUUCCAUACUGUUAAGUGCAGCCUAUAUUCAAAUAAUCUAUGACUUACGUUCUCUACUUAUAAAAUAGAGGAUCUCCAAAAAAUUAAAUACAAAGUGCCACCAAUAUCAAUUUCCCCUUUUUAACUAGAAGGAAAAAAAAAGGUGUUCUGAAGUGUCUUUAUGACAGAUGUUUUCAAAGGGAGAAGGGACAAAUUGGAAUCAAUAAAUGCUCCCAGUGUUUCAACAUGAGGAAGUAGAUAGUUUAGUUUUCUUUCCCAAAUGAGAAGAAAAUACCCUGUAGAAAUAAUUGAGGGGAAAAAUCUAUUACCUUUAUUGCUUCUAGGCCAGAGUCACAUGGAAAAAUUUGUACUGUAAGCCAAUUAAGAGUCUAAUUAUUCAUUACACUUAACCUUUUGGGUUUAGGUUACUGAUAAUUUAUUUGGCAACUCCAACUUCUUUAGUAAUCCCCUAUUUUGAAGGUCGUUCUGAUUAGUGUUCCAAGGUUCUUCUCACUGUUUAAGAAAGACUCUCCUAACAAGAAACCUAGAACCAAGAGAACUUUCAGUGAAAUCCCAAUGCACAGGUGCUAUGAUAUUCAAGGUAUUGGAUUCUUCGGAAGUACAGGAACCCUAAUGGUGCUUCUCAGUUUCCACAGGAAGCCCACAACUACUACCACUAUCUUGGUGCAAAUGCAAACAGUUCCCACAAGCUCUCUAGAGAAUAACUUAUUAAAAUAAUAUAUGGUGCAAAAGUUCUGACUAAGGAAGAAGAAGGGAAUAGGAAGUGUCCAUUGACAUUCCAUUAUUUACAAGUAGAUUUAUGCUCCUUGAGUAUAUACAGUAGGGUAAUCUGUUGACCUGAUUUAGUGUUUUGUGUGCCUUAGAUUUCUGUUUAAAAACAUGUCUAUUUUAAGUCUAGGGUUUCUUACAUGUGUAAGUAUAUAAAUGUGAUUGUUUAUUGCUUCGGCUGCUUCAGUAAGGUAUUUGUUAGUGCAUACUAUCAGGAAUACUCCCUUGUGAAGUUACCUUUGAGGAUUUGGCCUUAGCUCCCACUAGAAAUUGUUUCCUUGCCAUGCUCACUUCGGGGUAAAAUCUCCUCCUGCCUUUAUUCAUCCAUUUAUCUAUCCAUUUCUCCAAUGCACACUUAAUUGAAUCUCUGGAUUCGAUUUGAUUUUGUUUUCCUUGAAUCACUUCCCAGGAUGCAGUCUUAUAAAGACUGCUUGGAAUUACUUUCUAAGGAAAUAGCAAAUUACCUUUUAAAAAGAUAUAUACAUUCAAACUAAUUUAUUUUUAAUAUUAAGGGUUAUUCAAGACAGGGUUUCUCUGUGUAGCCCUGGCAGUCCUGGAACUUGGUCUGUAAACCAAGCAGGCCUGGAACUCAAAGAGAUCCAUCCACCUGCCUAUCCCUCCCGAGUGCUGGGCUAAAGGUGUGUGCCAGCAUGCCUGGCUCAAGAAUGGUCUUUCUUAUGAAACAACAAAAUAAAUUGGUUUGAGAUGACAGUCACUUAUCAACUCCUUUAACAUUCUUUCUGCACCUCUGUUGUUUUACUAUAACUACAAAUUCCUUUUCUUUAAUCUUAUUUGUGAAGCUCAGGUUAAGGCUGUUCAUGGUGUGAACACUGUCAUAUAACCUCCAUGAUAGCCCACCUGACGCUUUAUGAGACUGGGUCUCUACGUAGUCCUGGCUUUCCUGGAACUCACAUGGUCGGCCAGGCUAGCCUACAAUUCACAGAAAUCUGCCUGCCCCUGCCUCUGCUGGGAUUAAAGCUGUGCUCCACCCCUCUCCAAGCUGUCUUGUUUUUGUUGUGCUUGUCAGCCUCACGUAUAUCUAUAUCCCGUUUCCACUCUUCUACAUGGUACCAAAUAGACCAUGUCAUAAAUUCCAUUGAAAUGUAUUGUUGGGACAUGAGGCUGAUAGAGGUAAAUUUUUGCAACGUGUUCACAUCUUCAAUUGCCUCCCAAAUGUAAUCAUUGCAUUUGUGAGACGCAGAAGAACUUCAUUGGGUGAGAGCUGUAAGCCUUUCACCCUCUUACAGAGCUGAAUGGAUAGCCCUGUGGAACUGACUUGAUUCACACGAGCUAAACUACUUUCGAGUACUUUUACUCCUUAACAUUUCACAAGAGCAGGUACAAAACUAACCCCAGAUUGGUCACAUAUGUUGAGACUUCUAUGUGGGAUAAAGCUAUGACAUCUUCCAUCAAUUGUGGGCACAUUUGAACGUGCCAGCUAAGGUGUAUGCAGUCUUUGAUACAAAGUUGCCUUCACUUAACACCGCUCACUGCAUGAGAAUCAUUUUGAGUCUAGAUUUAAUACAACUGGAUUUUCAUCUUCACUAGUAACUAUAAGAAUUAUGAGGAGAAAAAAAAAGAAGAAGAAAAUAAUGUAGUGGAUCUCACUGCAGUAGAAGUCAUAAAGCUCAGCCUCUGUGCCCACAGCACAGAUGGCACCCAUCAGCUUGUAAUUGCUUGAAGGCUGCUCCGUUCUUAGAACUGUACAAAACAAACUUUAAUUUUCUCACCCAGAGAGUACUGUAUUAUGCAGAACUAUCCUUAUUUUUGGACAAGUCAAAAAUAAAGCAGCUUUCUGUCCUCGAGGGAGGUUCAGAGCACGAAAAGUAAUGGUUAAACUAGGUCAAGAAUCCCUUGACUAUCAAUAGCCUGGGCUUUGUGCGGAGAAAUUAGCUGACAUUUACCUAUGACUCUAGCCUAUUCGCUUUCCUGUAAAUAUGGCAAUCCCUGUCUUUGCCAUUCUCUCUGGAACCUAGUGUUAGGAAUACUUUGGCUUUAAGGGGUGGCUGGUGAAGCAGUUGAGAACAGCAUAUUUUCAUUGUAUAUACUCCCUAGUGGUGGAUGCACAAUCCCUUCCCGCCCCUCACCUAAUUAAGUGCCAGCAGUUAAUUGUGAUGUGGCCAUCUUUGUAACGGGAAUGCUGGUUUAUUGUGCAUAGCGCUCCUGAACUUGUUACUACAAUGUGGCAUAUUGAGCCCUGUGGUAUAGUCAUUGCUUGGUUGUUUAAGACAUCUAGAUCUUUUCAAAUGAAGUGGGUGUUUCAUAUUGUAUUUCUCUUAGCAUUAGGAAAUGAAUAAUGCCAAUCCAAUCCUGUUGUCAGGAGGACCAUUCAGAGAGAGUCAGUGAGUCCUCCUACAAAACUUGAUUCUGUAUAUUUUCUUACAAAGUGUGAAGACUCCUGAGCAUGUCUUUCUUUGUGUAAUGGGAGAUGGGCUUCUGUAUUAUGUUGUAGAUAGAGCUGGACUUUUAGAGUUUCAUGGUCUUGUGUAGCCAGUCUUGAACUACGGCUGAGGGUGUUGAGAACUUCUUUUUCCCUUUUUCUUUUGAAACUGGGUCUCACCAUGCAGCCCUGGCCAGUCUAGAACUCGAGACAUAGGCCUAGCUGGCCUUGAACCUGAGAGAGGUUCCUCCUGCCUCUGCCUCUGACUACACCCCCGCUGGUUUCUGUAGUUCUGGGAACUGAACCCAGGGCCUUGAGUGUGAUGAGGAAGCACUCUUAUCAACCUUCCCACCGUAGGGGAACUUGUUUUUGUUUUGUUUGUUGUAAGGAAUCAUGUCUCUACAAAACCUUAGCGUGUUGCCAAGGUUUUUUUUCUGGAAUUUCUACCUUAGAUAUCUCCUUUCUUAUUUGCUAGGGAACAGACACAGGACACCCUGCCCAGAUAUCGUACCUUUGUAUUGGCCCCAGUUCUUUUCCCAGACAACCAGUUUGCUCAAACUACGUUAUUCAUAAUAUCAAGUUGACCCUGAGGCCCCAUUGUGUUCAAAAUCACCUUAUGGCAGUCUGUAAUGUCUCUAGCUUUAAGUGACUUAUUCCUUUUGCACCUUCUGAUUUCAUCAUGAUAAAAAACCUGCUGCUCUAUGUGGAUUCUGGCUCCAUCGCCCAGCUCAUCCCUUAUGCAAAUAAGGUUCAUUUGAGUUGCCACACAGAUCCUCACUCCUCUGCCUUCCUUUUUGAGACAUUAUCUCAUUAUGUAGUCCAGGCUGGCCUUCAACUCUGUUUUGCCUCAGCAUCUUUUAAAAUGUGUCACGAAGCCCCACACCCAGCUUGGCUGAAAUCUGUAAUCCCAACUGUCUGAGGGACUGAGGCAGGCUGAUAGAAAAACCACACAAACAGGGAACAGGGCUGCAGAGAGCUGAGUGCUGAAGUGCUUGCCUACCGAGCUGGAAUACCCCUGGGUCCAGUUCCCAGGAUUGCAGAAAGGAUCGAGAGCGUGCGUGCGUGCGUGCGUGCGUGCGUGCGUGCGUGCACAACUUUUCAGUUAGGGGUAAAUACAAUUUAAAUAUGCCCAUUCUCUUGUGUGGCUUUUCCGUCUCCAUCUGCUAGAUUACAAAUCAGCCAGGCAUGUUUAAUCACUGGGUUUUAUACACAGAUAGACUUGCUUUUCCUUAUCCUACAAAUUUAUUUGUUGAUAGGAACCUGUUUCCUGAGAUAAAUUUACUCUUGAAAUUCUUCAACUGUAAUAGGUAAUAAUGAUAGCCCUGGUAUAAUGGAAUUAGAAACUUCUUGUCUGAAAUCCCCCAGCUCAGACCUUACAGCCCCACAUUACUACACAUAAUCUAAUUUCCAAAAUAAGUCCUUGGUGAUGAGCCACCGGAAGCUCUGGUGAUGGAGGCAAGGUGCAGAAAGGGGAAUUAUGCUCCCUUCAGCAACCAGAGAGAGAUUCACGCACCAAAGCUCAAAACCAAGAAGUACCUGUAGUAUUUCUUAUCUACUCUCUUCAAAUUUUAACUGGAAAUGGAUGCUUAAUCAAGAUAAUACUUUGAAAAUAAAUAUGACAUUAACAAAAUAAUAAGCAUCUAGCCCUCGGUGUGGUCCACACACCUAUAACUUCAGUUCGUGGGGAGACAGAGGCAGUAAGAUUUUAGGUUUAAGGCCAGCCUCAGCUACAUGAGAUCCUGUCUUAUGGACCGCUUUGUACAACUUUUUCUCCCCAAUAUUGAAGCUUAGAAAAUACAGUUCUCUUUUAGAGAUGACCGCAAGCAACAAGAAAGGCCAGUAGCUUACUCCAUGUCACAUAGCCAGUCAAGGAAUAGAAGUGAUGUGGUGAUUAUGAGUGUUUUGCUUCCGUGUACGUGAGUCACGAGUUCGGUGCCCGUCGAGGCCAGUAGCAUCCCCAGGAACUGGAGUUAGGUUGUUGGGAGCUGCCAUCUCAGUGCUGGAAAUCUAACCAAGGUCCUCUGGAAGAGUAACAGGUGCUCUUAACCAGUGAGUCAGUCACCCAGGCAUGAAAGGCUCUCCAGCUGCCAAGUGCUCUAUGCAGUUAGGCAGGAAAAACUGAAUUAGGGUGUUACUGAAUAGAGCUAGCAGAAACAUGAAAAUUAUUUAUAAAACAUGUUUCUUAGCAAUUUUGUUUCCAUUGUUUAACUACCCGUUGUCAUUCACAUGUUAAAGGUCUCCUCAAAUUCUCUUUUGUGCAUUAAAGGUUAGGUUUAUGAUUUAUAUUUUGCUGUGUGUGUGUGUGUGUGUGUGUGUGUGUGUGUGUGUGUGUGUGUGUGUUUAAGGCAGGUUCACAAUAUAACUCUAGCUGACCUGGAAAAUUCUAUAUAGCCCAGGACCAAAUUCUAUGAUCCCUAGGUACAGGGAGUGUAUGUGUGAACCACCCUAUUCAGUGAUCAAAAGUAUAGAGAAUAUCCCUUUACUAUUAAUAGGAAGACAAAAUACUUUUUCCACUAAGUAAUUUUUUAAAUAGGACUUUUAAAGCCCCUCACAAUCAAAGUUUAAUAUAUUUGUUUAAAUAUAUUGAAAUGAAGGCUUCUUGAAGGAAAUGGUGCUAGCUGAACAUUUUAGUUCCUAGCCCUUUGCUAUAAAUAUGUGAAAUUAUUAUCUCUAACCGGUUGUAUUGUCUCUAGAUGCGUCUUGUUGGAUUGUGUGUGUGUGUGUGUGUGUGUGUGUGUGUGUGUGUGUGUGUUCCUUCCACUUCCUUUGUAGCCAUAUAAAUCUCUGGAGCAAAUAUACCUUUACCUAGAAAGUUAAGAAUACUGAGAUGUAUUUGUAAAAUUUCUAGUAAUCUCCCUAUAGGUUAUUUUACCGACCUCUCUAUAUGGAAGUAGCAUAUUUUGACUAUUGUGAUUACAUUCUUUGGCACAAAAAAAAAAAGCAGUGUGUCUUUGGGUUUGGGGGAACAGGCCAAGUAACCUUGACUAUUCAAGUGAGACCUCCUCUUAAGUUGGCGAGUUUCUUUCCAGCACCUGUUUUGUGCUCUGAUGAAAUGGCCGGCUGUAUUUGACUUUACAAACACAGUUCCUAGGAAAGAUUAAAUAUUUUUAUUGCAAUGUAUGGUCCUAUUUUUUUUAGCCUUUAUGGAGUUAACAUUGUGAUAGGUGCUUUAAGAGAAAUAUUUUUCCAGAAAUGGUUUUAUAGCUAAAACUAUGGGCAGCUUUUGCAUUGUGAUGUGUGGGUCGAUGGUUAUAUUUGGGUUACUAGGAAAUUUUGAAGUGUUCCCUAAGGAGAAAGCUGAACGAUUCCAUGGCAGAGAGAUCAAUAUGAAUUUCUAGUUUGAUCAUAAUGUAAGUUAACAUGCAUGUCAUUAGCUUAGUUUUCAGGAAUCAGCAGAAUGCUUAUCAUUGGUGGGAUUAAAACAUUUUGUUCGCGUUCUUCACCAUAUACAGCAGUGCUGAAUUUCCUCUAGGCACAUAAUCAUUUCCCUAAGAUAAGGCCUUGCCGCCUAACUCUUGGAAUAUGUUUACUGUUAACUUUCAGCAAUGCCAUCCUGCCAUUGUAUCUCACUAAUUGAAGUUUUUAUUAUAGAAAAUGCUGUUCAGAUUCCAAAAACUAUUUGAUUUGGUUCUUCACCUAUGAGGGGACAGUUACAGAAAGCACUUCAUCACAUUAAAGGGAAAGAGAAUCUUAUAACCAUGAUGGUUUUAGUACGUGAUCAAUACUGAGUCCUCUGCACAGAAUGGAACACUUCCUAGCAGUACUUGAAUACUUGUGAGUUGGAAUUGCAUGUUACUUGAAAGAUCUAAUUAAGCUAAAUUUUGGUGCACAGCGGUUGUACAUGAUUUCAUGUUUAUGUAGCAGAAUACAUUGAAAUGUAUUAGUAUUGAAACAUAAAUGUAAAAAUAGUUGUGGAAAUUGUCUUAUAUUUUCCUUAUGUCUCAUUUGUUUAAAGCAUAAAUUUUCUUUUAUUGUUCUAACUAAAUAAGGAGAAAUGAAUACUGUAAUUGAAAAUAUAUUUUAAAUCUUUUUGUCAUGUGUUUUUUUUUUUAAGCUAUUGCAAAUUGUAUCAUUCCUGAUUAUACAGAACUUUGUGGGUGGUAUAAAAUAAAUUUUAUACUUCUAUUUUGCACCUGGUGGUCUAAUUUUUCUUUGCUCUUCAUAAUCUUAUUGAAAAAUAUAGCUACCAUUCCCAUUUUAAUUACAAAAGACUUAUGGUUUAAGCAAGCAGAUCAUGUUUAAGCAGAAAAUCAGUGCUACGUGCUACAUUAGAAGACAUACUAAGCAUACCCAAAGCCCCAAUCCAUAGAACCCAAAGAAAGGGUUGUUUUAAUUUUAUUUUAUGUGCCUGAGUGUUUUGCCUGUAUAUACUGUCUGUGCACCAAGUGUAAGCCCCUGGAGGCACUCUAGUGGGCAGGCCCCUCCCGUGAGGACCUCUAACUGCCAGGUUCCAUCCCCAGAAUACUCUUAAAUUCCCUAAUUGCUGGACCCUACCCCCACCCUGCAGAGCAAAAAGCCCAAUCUCUGGACAUGAAAUUCCACCCUGAAAAGUUCUAUCCCCUUCCCAAGAAGCUCUAUAUAAGCCCUCUAUCCUGUUCAGUUUGCUGCUGUUUCUUGCUCAAGCCACCCUGCUGGUUUUUUUCCCUCCCAAUAAAUCUCUUGUGUGA